Rangifer tarandus platyrhynchus (Svalbard reindeer) is the source of this 657-nucleotide messenger RNA. The record is from the annotation of a GenBank genome assembly. NCBI's taxonomy places the organism in Eukaryota, Metazoa, Chordata, Mammalia, Artiodactyla, Cervidae.
AUGCCGUCCGGCGGCUGGCGCUGGCUGCGCGGCCUUUGGGCUGCCGGUCAGCCCCUGUUCCAAGGUCGUGCGUUGCUCGUCACCAACACCCUGGGAUGCGGCGUUCUCAUGGCGGCCGGGGAUGGGGCGCGCCAGUCCUGGGAGAUUCGCGCCCGGCCCGGCCAGAAGUUCGACCCCCGGCGCUCAGCGAGCAUGUUUGCAGUCGGCUGCAGCAUGGGCCCCUUCCUGCACUAUUGGUAUCUCUGGCUGGACCGCCUGCUCCCUGCAUCCGGCUUCCCUGGCCUCCCAAACGUCCUCAAGAAGGUCCUCAUUGACCAACUGGUGGCUUCUCCUAUGCUUGGCGUCUGGUACUUCUUGGGCCUUGGCUGCCUGGAGGGCCAGACCCUGGACGACAGCUGUCAGGAGCUGCGGGACAAGUUCUGGGAAUUCUACAAGGCUGACUGGUGCGUGUGGCCUGUUGCGCAGCUGGUGAAUUUCCUAUUCGUGCCCCCCCAGUUCCGAGUCACCUACAUCAACGGCCUGACGCUAGGGUGGGACACCUACCUCUCCUACCUGAAAUACCGGAUCCCAGUCCCCUUGACACCCCCAGGCUGUGUGGCCCUCGGCACCAUGCAGACUGAGCCCCCAGAUGCCAGACAGCAAGGCAAGACUGACUGA